UUACUAAUAUUAUUACUAUUUCAUAUUUGCCAUUUUGAUAAUGCAGGAAUGAGACAAAAAUUGAUCUCUAUUGUGUUUGCUGUUGUUAAGUAAAUUGAGUAAUAUUUUUUUUGUUCCGUCAGUACUCAGAAUCCUUUUCAUCGUGUGAUUUAUUGGUUCGUUAAUGACGGAAAUAAGGUCGAAAACUUCGAAAAUGUUGAAAUUGGUUGAUAUAAUAGAAAAACAUCAUUAAUAAAGAAUUGAAUACUUCCGAAAUUUAUUCAAACAAUUUGUGACUUUCAAUAUGAAUACUGAGAUCAAUGGGGACUUCAGCAUUAAUGAUAAUCAUAUCAAAGUCCAAGCAGCAAAGCCAGCGCAAGCGAGUAAUGUAAAUUGUGAUAAAAUGACUUUAAAAACUUCUAGAGUAAAUGAAGACAAACCACUAUUAACUGGUACAGCUACACUCUACAACCAAAAUGGAAGUAAUUUUCUUUCUCCAUCUCCAAGAACAUUACCUGAUACAAACAUUUCUAGUGGUCCAAUGAAUGAAUCAUUGGAAAAAAAUGGUGCUAAUGGUGGAUCUGCAUCAGAUUAUAAUCCAUUGCUAAAUCGACAAUUAGAAAAUCCAACAUCGAAUUUUGACACUAUGGUGCAUUUAUUAAAGGGAAAUAUUGGUACUGGAAUCUUAGCUAUGCCUGAUGCUUUCAGAAAUUCUGGCUGGGUUGUAGGUUUAGUAUGUACAGCACUUUUGGGAGCUGUUUGCACACAUUGUAUGCAUAUAUUGGUUCGGUGCUCUCAUGAAUUGUGUGUCAGAACACAAAGACCAUCUCUUUCAUUUCCUAAUGUUGCAGAAAUGGCUUUUGAAUAUGGACCACCCAAAUUACAAAAAUAUUCAUCAGCUGCGAGUAAAUUUAUUAAUACUUUCCUAGUUAUGACUCAACUGGGCUUUUGUUGUGUAUAUUUCUUGUUUGUUGCCACGAAUUUGCAAGAGGUGAUAACUCAUUACUUUUCUGUAAAAUUGUCUGUUCAAUCAUAUUUGCUUAUACUACUGGUGCCAAUGAUACUUUUAAAUUGUGUGAAGAGUUUAAAGUACCUGACUCCAGCUUCUUUUGUAGCAACCAUAUUAACUGUGAUUGGAUUAGGAAUAACAUUUUUCUACUUACUUCAAGGACUUCCAAAAACAUUAAAUGUCAAAGCUUUUUCAUCUUGGCAACAGUUGCCCCUUUAUUUUGGAACUGCAGUAUACGCAUUUGAAGGCAUUGGAAUGGUCUUGCCAUUAGAAAAUAACAUGAAAAACCCAGAAUCUUUUGGUGGAAUGACUGGGGUUUUAAAUACUGGAAUGGUCAUUGUAACAUGUCUGUAUACGUCAAUUGGAUUUUUUGGAUACUUACGAUAUGGAGAAGCUGUUAAAUUAGGAAGUAUUACACUGAAUCUCCCCUCUGAAGAUUUGUUAGCCCAAAGUGUCCGAGCAGCAAUGGCAUUCUCAAUAUUUUUGUCUUAUGGUCUUCAAUUCUAUGUUCCAAUUGGUAUUGUAUGGCCUGCUUUAAAAGGAUAUUUUCAUUCGCAGUCUAGUCAACGUAAUGCUGAAUUGAGUAUCAGAGUGUUUCUUGUCACACUAACAUUCGCUUUAGCAGCUGCCAUUCCAAACCUAUCAGCAAUCAUCUCAUUAGUGGGAUCAUUCAGCAGCUCAGCACUAGCUUUGAUCUUUCCACCUAUUAUUGAACUCAUGACAUUUUGGGAUCAUUGCUCUGGUAAAGAGUUUACACUGAUGUUUGUUAAAGAUAUUAUUAUUAUUAUAAUUGGUUUCCUUGGAUUUGGUUUUGGAUCGUAUGCUAGUUUAUGGAAUAUUAUUGAACCCAUCAGCAGUUAAUUUAGUUUUGGGUUUAACAAUGAUUUAAGUAUCCUCCAGUAUUUUAAUUAUUGAUCUUAAUAAUUUAUUGUCUUCCUAUAUCAAUUAUAGUUUUAAUUUUUUUUAAUCAUAUGGAGUAGGAAAUUAUUUUUUUUUU
Molecule: messenger RNA, 1985 nt
Organism: Myzus persicae (green peach aphid)
Lineage: Eukaryota; Metazoa; Arthropoda; Insecta; Hemiptera; Aphididae
Product: proton-coupled amino acid transporter-like protein CG1139
Exons: 10
Coding region: 284-1849 (521 amino acids)
Biological process (GO): amino acid transmembrane transport
Cellular component (GO): vacuolar membrane
Molecular function (GO): amino acid transmembrane transporter activity
Source: RefSeq, a predicted model, not a curated record